GCAAGAACAAACGCGCUCGAAGCGCUUCUUCGCGUCUGCCUCAUGCGGGAGCUGCAGAGCGCGUGCAGCACGGCGUGGCAUGUGGGGGUGGUGGUGGUGCUGGGGGCCGUGCUGCACCCGGAGCUGAAAGCCUUCUACCACUCCGGGCAUGGAGACAUGAAGAACACGGUCUCGGCCAUCGACACCUGGGCGGCCUGCCUUCUGCUCUGGGCCCUCAGUCUGGGCGCCGGGCGCAGCACGCUGCCCAAGCGCGAGAAGCUGCGCUGGGCGGCGCCGCCGGGCAUCUUCGUGUUCCUGGUGAUCACUUUGGCCACCUGGGCCAACUUCCUGAGCUACGGCUGCUACGCGGCCUUCGGCCCCACGGAGCUCGUCUUCGUCUACGCCUUCGCGCGGAUCUGGCACCCCGCGGAGCGGCAGAGGCCCUGGUGGCAUGAUCUGCCGGCAGUACUGGUCACCGCUCUGGGCAGUUUGCUCUGCGUGAUCGGUGGCUCAUUCGACGCCUCGCCUGUGGCUAUGCUGGCGGCGCUGCUGUGCCGUGCCUGCCAGGCGCUGAUGACCGUCUCGCUGCGCAGCUGCUGUGUUGCCCUGGCUUCCGGCAGCGCCAAGGAGGAGGUUGGUGUGCUGGAGAUCACGCAGUGGAAACUGCUGGUGACCGCCCUGCUCUGCCUGCCCUAUGCGCUCCUCACCGAAGGGCUCGCGCCCUGGCGACUUCUAGGAGACCGAGAGUUCUGGUUCCACCGCUCCGGCGGGCUGCUUCUGGGCAGCGUGCUCAUCACCCUAGGCUUUCAGUGCUGCACGGUGGGCCUGAACCGCGGCCUGCGUUCGCCGGUGGCUGCGGUGCUGCAGAGCGCUUUGCAGCCACUCUUCGGGCUCCUGCUGCUGGUGCUGCUGGCGGAUGGCCCUUUGAGGCAUCAGCUGGGCCUGAAAGCGCCCACCCUGCUGGACCUGGUUGGCCUGGGGUGCAUGCUACUGGGGGUGCUGCUCACUGCGGGCACCGCUUGGCGGCGCCAGUCGCGCGGCGAGAGGUUUUUGCAGAGUUGAAGG
Effrenium voratum is the source of this 1044-nucleotide messenger RNA. Lineage: Eukaryota; Dinophyceae; Suessiales; Symbiodiniaceae. The record is from the annotation of a GenBank genome assembly.